CAGAGUCCCUUUUAAUUUUCUUUUUACCUUUGGUGGCCCAAUUCAAAUUUAGGAAGAAGAAAAACCCAAAACCCCGCCCUCUUUCAGACAAAAGUAGAAGCCAUGGAAACAGAUGAAGUUGUUCCAUUUCAACUUCAGUUCGACAAACCCAUAGCUUCUCAGAUUAAAAUAGCUGAAUGGAACCCAGAAAAAGAUUUACUUGCUAUGGUUACUGAUGACUCUAAGCUUCUUCUUCAUCGUUUCAAUUGGCAAAGGCUCUGGACUGUUACACCUGGAAAGAACAUAACAUCCGUAUGUUGGCGUCCUGAUGGGAAAGCAAUUGCAGUUGGGCUUGAAGAUGGGACAAUUUCCCUGCAUGAUGUAGAAAAUGGGAAGCUGUUGAGAAGCAUAAAGUCCCACUCGGCUGAUGUUGUGUGUCUCCAUUGGGAGGAGGACGGGAAAAAGGACAAGAACAGUAAUGCCUCCAGUUAUGAAGAUCGAACUUCACGGUUCUUUCCUCCUCCCCCUAGAGUUCCUAAGAUGCCUGGACUUGUACCUGGGGAUAGUGGCUUCAUGGAUGAUGGAGAAGAUUCUUUCCAGGAGCUAUCAAAAUCUUCACAUCAAAGAUAUAAUAUUUUAUGUAGCGGGGACAAGGAUGGAAGUAUCUGCUUCAAUAUCUUUGGCAUAUUUCCAAUAGGGACAGUUAAUAUACACAACCUUGUCGUCUCCAGUUCACUUUCAAGCAGCAACGUUGCUAGCCGACUUCUGAAUGCUUCCAUUUGUAAGGUGGCCUUGUCUAAAGAUCUUUGCCAUUUAGUAGUUUUGUGCAAUGGGGAGCUGAUCACUGACGAGGUUGAUCAAGGUGAAGGACAUCAUGGGUUACUUGGCUAUCACUGCUUAGUCCUCAAUACUACAAUAUUUUCCAAAAGGAAAACUGAACUUCACCAGGUUGCCCAACAGGCUUCCAACAUUGAAGAUCUGAGUGAAGUCAUCCGGACAUCACUAUCAGUCAUGUCUAAAAUAUGGUCUGAUGCUAUGCACACAUUUCACGAGAAGUUCAACAGUGUAUCCACAUUGAUAGUGGACCAUGGACUUGAUUCUACUCCCCAGGAUGAGUUUCUAAGCCUUUUAGGUGGCGCCAGGGCCAGUCCUCCACUUCAUCAGUUUUUAGAAAAUUCUCUUGGUGAGGCGGGUCUCAAGCGGGUAGCAAAGACAGUUAAUGGUGCGGGGAAAGAGCUUCAGUUAAUUGUUCUUGAUCAUCUACAGCCUGCUGCAGAAAUUAUUGGAUUCAGAAUUGGAGAACUGAGAGGGCUUUCAAAAUGGCGUGCACGCUAUAAAGGUAUUGGCUUGGAUGAGAAGUUGAUGGAUAAUGCUACAGAAAGGGCUGGCAUGUUACUCGUACAGGUGGAACGUUUUAUGAGGGUUUUAGCUUCUGUUGUCCAGCAGUUUUCAAAUUUCUUCAGCUGGCUUCUGAAAUCUGUGAAGAUUCUAAUGGCUGAACCAAGUGAUCAGCUACCUUUUAAUAGUGAACUUGUUAUUAUAUUCUUGAAGUUCCUGUAUGAUCAAGAUCCUGUAAAGCAGUUACUGGAGCUUUCUGAGGCAGAUAGGAGUGUUGAAGUAGACUUGGAAACGAUGCAAAGAAUUAAACAACUAGCACAUUUUGGAGGGUUUUCAGAUCUAGAAUAUUUGAAAAGGACGCUUUCACAAGAAUUUCAACAAAUGGAGGCAUGUUUCAAAGAUGCUUUCGAGAUGCCAUUUUCUACUAUUUCGGAAAAGUUACUUUGUGAGGAUCUGCUGCCACUUUUUCCUAUUGCAUCUUCUUCAAAACUAAAGCCUCACAUGGUUCCUGCAUCAGUAUCCUACUAUGAGGACAUGUUGCAUGAUGCUUCUGAGAGUGAAAUACAUCAACAGACGCUCACUGGCUACAUAUCCUUCAAAUUACCAGAUGAUUCUUUUCCAGUCACAAACUGCAUAGGUAUUGUCAGGGGCCUUACACGUGAUUUGGUUAAAGUGGAUAGCAAUCCAGUAGAAGCAGCCCUUUUAUGUAUUCCUGAUGGAUAUCACUGUAUUGAUCUCUCACUUUAUAAAGAGGGUCAAAUCGUUUUACUAUUAAACGAAACUGCAACCACUUCUGAGAGCUCUGGAAAUGCUUACAUGAUGAUUCUACAAGCUGGUGAACUCCCAUUUGUAUCUCUUUCAAGAUCCAACGCUCUCAAUUCUUGGAAGCUUCACGAACUUCAGGAUUCUGCUAUAUACCUGCAACUGGAGAGUGAAAAGGUUCGAAGCAUUCCUCAUUCUGUGGUUCCUCCCCUGGCAGUCAGCGCAUCAAGAGGAGUUGCUUGUGUUUUUGCUGCAAGAAAGCGUGCCUUGGUUUACAUUUUGGAUGAAGAUGAAGAUGAAGUUUCUGAUACAGACUGACAGUACCUUGCUGCUUACUGGGUCUUUUGCUCCAUCUAUUCAUUUUGGUCAGAUAAGGCAGUGUCUUUUUCACUUAAUUGUAGAUUCUCUGUACAUUUCUACUUAACAUUAAUUAGUUGGAUGAUGUAAAAGCUGAAGGAUUAACAAUUCUACUUCAUAUUAGAAAAUGGCAAUAUAUUUAAUUUGAACUAA
This is a messenger RNA of Lycium barbarum (goji berry), 2589 nucleotides long. RefSeq names its product anaphase-promoting complex subunit 4. Gene Ontology annotation, biological process: anaphase-promoting complex-dependent catabolic process; positive regulation of mitotic metaphase/anaphase transition; protein K11-linked ubiquitination. The coding region runs from base 103 to 2397 and encodes 764 amino acids. The record is from RefSeq and is a predicted model, not a curated record. Gene Ontology annotation, cellular component: anaphase-promoting complex; nuclear periphery. The transcript has 19 exons. Gene Ontology annotation, molecular function: protein binding. Lineage: Eukaryota; Viridiplantae; Streptophyta; Magnoliopsida; Solanales; Solanaceae.